ACAAUUACCCAAAACUAGAUCAAUAUCACGGAAUGUUCUCUUUUCUGUGAAGAUCACAAAAAAAGUCGCAAUACAAACAUUUUAGAAUUAAGUUUGAAUUGAUUUGGGUCACUUCACUUUAUAAUCAUAUAAAUAACGUUUAAAGGUAUUAUCUAACUCUUUAUUAGGCAGAAUGGCAGUUAAAGCAUGAGACUGAUGAAACUCAUCAGAUGUCGAUUCUAUUGGUCAGAUACAGUAAGGGCCUAAAUAAGGAUUCUCGUAUGUCGAAGUAUUUUACAUUUUAAUUCAGUCUACUCUUCCCUAUCCCUACAUAAAUCUUGCUCCUUGUCCUUGCUUUUUUUUUUUUUCUAUUUACUAUUAUGUUUAUCAAAGUAGUUUUGUCUUAAGGUUUUGUAAUGUUCCCUGUUUUAUUAUGUAAAUGUGCAAUAAUAAUAAUAAUAAUAAACCUGUUCACUGUGUAUUUUCAAUUCAUUGCCUAUUAAAUUAUCUCAGAGUCAUUAUUCUGGUGUAAAAUAUUGUCCAGACUUCAAACCCACAGAAACGCAUUAACACAUGGUACCUGUAACUUUUCUCAGCGCUGAUAAAUAUAGACCAAUCACAGUAGUUUGUGAUUGCCGGAUAAGGAUUUUUUAAAACAUAAUUUUAUGGCGAUUGCAGUAUUUCAUGUUCAAAACACUGAGAUUGAUAUAUUGAAAUAAAAAAUAUUGCGUAGUGUAUGUACGCUUUCAAAAAGACACAAAAAACGUCCCAUGGAGGAUUAGACCAAAGCCCAAGAGCUUUGAUUAGACUUUCUGAGCCGGUGAGCGCCCCCUUGAGGCGUCUCAUGGGAAACAGUUACUGACACCUAAUGAUUUUCCCUGGGAUCCGUUUGCAACUGCACUUCCGGUGAUCUCAGUUCUAGGAUGGCUGCAAUGUUUACGUGUUGUAUGGGCUGCUGUGGGCAUGGUGGUCCGGGUCAUGCUCCCCUCAAAGAAAUGCCCACCGUACAGCUAGACACGCAUCAAAUGGGGACGGAUGUGGUCAUAGUGAAAAGUGGGAGGCGGAUCUGUGGAACUGGAGCUUGCCUCGCCACCGCCCCUCUACACCAGAACAAGAGCUACUUUGAGUUCAAAAUCCAGUCCGCGGGCAUAUGGGGGAUUGGUGUGGCUACUCAGAAGGUGAAUCUAAACCAGGUGCCACUGGGUCGAGACAGUCACAGCUUGGUGCUAAGACAUGAUGGCUCCAUAUACCACAACAAUGAAGAGAAGAACCGAUUACCUGCAAACAGCCUGCCUCAGGAGGGGGAUGUAGUGGGCCUGACAUAUGACCAUGUGGAACUGAACCUGUACUUGAAUGGAAAGAACAUGCACUGUCCAGCCUCAGGUAUUCGAGGGACAGUGUUCCCAGUAGUUUAUGUGGAUGACAGUGCCAUCGUAGACUGCCAGUUCAGUGAUUUCUACCAUACUCCUCCUGAAGGCUUUGAAAAGAUUCUGUUUGAACAGCAGAUCUUUUGAAUAUUCAGCUGCAGUAUGUCUCUUUCAAUGUUGCUUCUGCCUUUGCUGUUACUAAUGCUGCUCUUGUCUAUAGAUGACAAACCAGGCUUUGUGUGUGUGUGUGUGUGUGUGUGUGUGUGUGUGUGUGAACGCACAAGUGUAAGAGAGAAUCUCUAACCCAGAUAACACUUCACAUACGCACAGAAGACACUUACUGAUAUCAGUUUUCUGUAAUGGGUGAUAAAGAUGUGUAUUGAUAAACUGUGCUUAUCUUUUUAUUUAAUGUCUGUGUACAGUGAUCAGCAGUUGAUCUGGGUUGUGUUAUUUUGUAAAUAUUUAUUUGACUGGAAUUAUUAUCAAUUUAUACUUGAGUAUAUAUUUAUACUCACGUAUCAACUCUCUUGAAUGAAAGACUUGUAUUUGCACAAACCAAACCUCUUGUUAAAAUGUAUGUAUUGAUUUUGGUUGCAUUUGUUACUGUCAUUGCCCUUUACCUGAACUAGACAUGUUUCAUCACUUCCUGUUGAUAAAGUGUUACCUACAACAGCAGUUUACUGUAUUUUUCAAUGUGUAUUUUUAUCCCUACCUUUGUGAUCUUGUCUUGCACAUAAUAACUAAGUGACUUAAGCUGAACAGGCUACAGUUUUAAAUGUCCACCAAGACAUGUUUCAGACAUGGAUAAAUGAACUGAUUUGGGUAUUAUUUCACACUACAGAUUAGACCUUGUUGGUCCAUUCUUUCUUAUGGAAUUCCUUGUAUACUUUUUUGUAGUUCUGUUCAUUAAACAUGAUCAAUCUUGAUGUGUUUCUACAUGUAGAAAUUUGAACAAGUACGACUUGGGCCCUUAUCUUACAAAAACCCUUCAUCUGAGUUAAACUACGAACAAGUUAGUCAUGAUCUACAUUUUGCAUUGACAUUUUAUUGUUUCAGAUGUUUUGCUUCGAAGUAGUUUGACCAUCAGAUGUAACCCUGCUAUUCUAUAACUAUUGUCUUAUAAAAAUGUCCAUGCAUACCCAAAGGCAAUGUGCUUUUGAGAAAACAUGCGCUGAAAAAAGGGUGUAUUCUACAAGACUUGUCUUUUUUUGUCCCCCACAAAGCUUGAAUUCUCUCUGUACACUGUCUUAAAGAACAUUCCACAACUACUGUAUUUAAUAAAAUUUAAGCAUUCUGUAAAUGCAUCAAAGACCUGUGUCAUAGUUUGUGUUAUGUGUCAUGUUGAUAAAAAAAAAAAAGUGUUCUUAUUUAUUUAUUUUAAUUGAAGUUUUUAUUGAUUUUUAUAAGGUUUGGGUACAGGCGUGCAAAUACAAGACACAUACUGCAUACCCCUGUACUUACCUUUGUGGCUCAUCUUUAUAUAUAUAUAUAUAUAUAUAAUUUUUUUUUAAA
Myxocyprinus asiaticus (Chinese sucker) is the source of this 2858-nucleotide messenger RNA. Its product is annotated as SPRY domain-containing protein 7-like. Gene Ontology annotation, molecular function: protein binding. NCBI's taxonomy places the organism in Eukaryota, Metazoa, Chordata, Actinopteri, Cypriniformes, Catostomidae. The record is from RefSeq and is a predicted model, not a curated record. Bases 903 to 1493 code for a protein of 196 amino acids. The transcript is spliced from 5 exons.